AUGUGUGACCUGAGCGCUCUGGAUAACCUGGUGGCCAACACGGCCUACCUGAAGGCUCAGGGCGGCGACGAGAAGGAACUGAAAAAGAGACGCCAGAGCCUGUCGCUGCCCAAAUCCGAGAGCUGCGCCGGCAUCAGAGCCACCAUCGAGAAGGACUUCGAGUCCCUGUGUGAGCUCCAGCCCAUCGGGAAGAAGCUGUUCCGGCAGUACCUGGGGACGGCGCCCGAGUACGCCACGGCGGCCGAGUUCCUGGACGAGCUGAACGAAUGGGACCUGGCCGAGGGCGCCGCCAAGGACAAAACCCGCACCAACAUCAUCAACCAGUUCUGCAAGGAGGGAUCCAAGAGCUUCCUGUCCUACCUGAGCGGCGACGCCCUGGAGAAGUGCAAAGCCGUGACGGAGAAGGAUUUCGAGGAGGUCAUGAUGGGCAAGGUGAAGGAGGGCACCAGGGAGUUCCUCAAGGGCAAGCCCUUCACGGACUACAUGACCAGCCCGUUCUUCGACAGGUUCCUGCAGUGGAAGGAGUACGAGAAGCAGCCCAUCAGUGACAAAUACUUCUACGAGUUCAGGACGCUCGGAAAAGGCGGGUUUGGAGAGGUGUGCGCGGUGCAGGUGAAGAACACGGGUCAGAUGUACGCCUGCAAGAAGCUCUGCAAGAAGCGCCUGAAGAAGAAGCACGGCGAGAAGAUGGCCCUGCUGGAGAAGAAGAUUUUGGAGAGGGUGAACAGCCCGUUCAUCGUUAGCCUGGUGUACGCCUACCACACCAAGAGCCACCUGUGUCUGGUCAUGACCCUGAUGAACGGCGGCGACCUCAAGUACCACAUCUACCACAUGGGCGAGAAGGGCAUCGAGAUGGACCGCAUCGUUUACUACACUGCCCAGAUCACCACCGGCAUCCUGCAGCUCCACGCCAUGGACAUCGUGUACCGCGACAUGAAGCCGGAGAACGUGCUGCUGGACAGCCAGGGUCAGUGUCGGCUCUCCGACCUCGGCCUCGCCAUCGAGCUGCCCGCCGGCAAAACCACCACCCAGAAGGCCGGUACCGGGGCAUACAUGGCUCCCGAGAUCCUGACCGACAUCCCCUACAGGACCUCGGUGGACUGGUGGGCCCUGGGCGUCAGCAUCUACGAGAUGGUGGCCGGUUACACCACGUUCAAAGGUCCCGACACCAAAAAGGAAAAGGUGGAGAAGGACGAGGUGAAGAGGCGCAUCAUCGACGAGGAGCCCAAGUUCGAGCACAAGAACUUCAACUCGCUGACCAUCGACAUCAUCCAGCAGUUCCUCAGGAAGAAAGUGGACGAACGUCUGGGCUGCAGAGGCGACGACCCCAGAAAGCACGAGUGGUUCAAAUCCAUCAACUUCCCGCGUCUGGAGGCCGGCCUCAUCGCCCCGCCCUGGGUCCCCAAACCCAACGUGGUCUACGCCAAGGACACGGGGGACAUCGCCGAGUUCUCCGACGUCAAGGGCAUCGAGUUCGACACCAACGAUGAAAAGUUCUUCAAAGAGUUCAGCACGGGCGCCAUACCCAUCCCCUGGCAACACGAGAUGAUCGACACCGGACUGUUUGACGAGCUGAACGACCCCAACCGCAAGGAAUCCUGCGCCGGACUGGACUCCGAAAAGAAGUCGGGCACGUGCGCGCUUCUGUGA
Trichomycterus rosablanca is the source of this 1650-nucleotide messenger RNA. It is a transcript of the gene grk7a, whose product is annotated as G protein-coupled receptor kinase 7a. The record is from RefSeq and is a predicted model, not a curated record. Gene Ontology annotation, cellular component: cytoplasm. The transcript has 4 exons. Bases 1 to 1650 code for a protein of 549 amino acids. Lineage: Eukaryota; Metazoa; Chordata; Actinopteri; Siluriformes; Trichomycteridae. Gene Ontology annotation, biological process: signal transduction; protein phosphorylation; regulation of signal transduction. Gene Ontology annotation, molecular function: rhodopsin kinase activity; ATP binding.